Messenger RNA from Camellia sinensis, 2037 nucleotides. RefSeq names its product sucrose transporter 4 (gene SUT4). The record is from RefSeq and is a predicted model, not a curated record. Gene Ontology annotation, cellular component: vacuole; plasma membrane. Gene Ontology annotation, molecular function: sucrose:proton symporter activity. Gene Ontology annotation, biological process: sucrose transport; transmembrane transport. Lineage: Eukaryota; Viridiplantae; Streptophyta; Magnoliopsida; Ericales; Theaceae.
CCAUCCAUCCAUCCAUCCAUCAAUUACUUUCCCCCUAUUCCAUUCCCAUAUCCCAUAUCCCAUAUCCGUAAUUACCUCCACAAAAGAGGGCAUUUUAUCCUCCAACACUCUCCAACACCUGACGCCGCACUGCAACUCAUCAACACCGCCACCCCCAACAAUCCGUUAUAGAGAGAGAAAAUAAGGGAGAAUCAAAUUCAUCAAAUUUCAUGCUCUGUUAAAUCGAUUGAUUCUCGAUCAUCGGGAUGGCGGUUCCGGAAGCCGAUCGCCGCCGUACUAGGGAUCGGCCGGCGGUGGUGCCGCCUGUUCGACCGAGAGUGCCUCUGAGGAAGGUGUUCAGAGUAGCCUCAGUGGCUUGCGGAAUACAGUUCGGAUGGGCUCUACAGCUCUCUCUCUUGACUCCCUACGUUCAGGAGCUAGGGAUUCCUCACGCCUUCGCCUCCGUGAUAUGGCUCUGCGGCCCGAUCUCCGGCUUCUUCGUGCAGCCGCUGGUCGGCCACAUGAGCGAUCGCUGCACCAGCAAGUUCGGCCGCCGGAGGCCCUUCAUCGUUGCCGGAGCCGCUUCGAUUAUCGUCGCCGUUGUCAUCAUCGGAUACGCUGCCGAUAUUGGAUGGUUGUUUGGUGACAGAAAUAGAGGCGAAGUUAAGGUGGCUGCGAUCUGUGCGUUUGUGGUAGGGUUUUGGUUGCUCGAUGUUGCUAAUAAUGUGACUCAGGGACCUUGCAGAGCUCUGCUUGCCGAUCUCACAGGUAACGAUCAACGCAGAAAUCGAGUGGCAAAUGCAUAUUUUUCACUGUUUAUGGCUGUGGGUAAUAUACUUGGCUAUGCUACUGGAUCAUACAGCGGUUGGUUCAAGAUUUUCACAUUCACAGUCACCUCUGCAUGCGAUGCUAACUGUGCCAAUCUCAAGUCUGCUUUCUUUCUUGACAUUGCUUUCAUUGCUAUCACUACAUAUAUAAGCAUUUCAGCCACCGAUGAGCUGCCCCUGAACCAUGGGUCCUCCCACUUGCAUGAACAAAUGCCUGAACAGUCGAGCCAUGCUGAAGAAGCUUUCUUCUGGGAACUGUUUGGAACAUUUAAAUAUCUCUCGGGGCCCAUUUGGGUUAUCUUGCUUGUUACUUCUUUGACUUGGAUUGGCUGGUUUCCGUUUCUUCUCUAUGAUACUGAUUGGAUGGGUCGAGAUAUAUAUGGAGGUGAGCCAAAUGAAGGGAAGAAUUAUAAUCUUGGAGUCAGCAUGGGCGCAUUUGGUCUGAUGUUGAAUUCAGUGCUUCUUGGUACAACUUCAUUGCUCAUGGAGAUAUUGUGCCGGAAAUUGGGGUCCGGUGUUGUGUGGGGGAUUUCAAACAUCAUGAUGUCUCUGUGCUUUGUAUUAAUGAUCAUAAUUUCCUACAUUGCAAACAAUAUGGAUAAAGUAGGUGAUAAUCUACCUCCAAAUGGUGUUGUAGCUGCUGCAGUAGUAGUUUUUGCUAUUCUUGGGAUUCCUUUGGCAAUCACUUACAGUGUUCCAUAUGCCUUGAUAUCUACACGUAUUGAGUCUUUAGGACUUGGCCAAGGUUUAUCAAUGGGUGUUCUGAAUCUGGCAAUUGUGAUCCCACAGAUUGUGGUUUCUCUCGGGAGUGGACCAUUGGAUCAGCUAUUUGGUGGUAGUAACUCACCAGCUUUAGCUGUGGCAGCAGUUGCAGCCUUUGUCGGUGGGCUUAUAGCCAUCUUGGCUAUUCCACGAUCCAGGCCUAUUAAGUCCAGGGGCCACCAAUGAGGUUAUGGUGUCUAUCAGAAUUGGACCGUUUGGUGUUGGUAAGUCACCAGCUCUAGUGGUGGCAGCAGUUGCAGCCGUUGUCAUUGGGCUUAUAGCCAUUUUGUCUAUUCCAUGAUGCAGGUCUGAUAAGUCCAGAAACCACCAAUGAGGUAAUUUAUUGUAUCAAAUUUUUGCAUUAUUUACACGGAAAGUAAAAUGUGGACAAGUAUCAAGAAUUUUGUAAGUAUAUAUUGUUCUGUUGAUUUAUAAUAGUGUCAAUUCAUUUUAAAUUUUCCUUACUAAA